Molecule: messenger RNA, 309 nt
Organism: Brenthis ino (lesser marbled fritillary)
Lineage: Eukaryota; Metazoa; Arthropoda; Insecta; Lepidoptera; Nymphalidae
Source: the annotation of a GenBank genome assembly
AUGCUUAAGGUUAUUCAAAGUAUAAUGGAGAAAGAUAUGUUGUAUAUUGAAAAGGUUACAGAAGGACCAAAAUUACUAACAAAGCUCACCAAACUUACAAUCCGAUGCGGCAACCGCAGUGGACAAGUAAUACCGCUCGUAGAGAGAGAGGAGUUCUCGGCUGGCGAAUGCGUACCAGGAGGUACAGCUGGGUGGGUCUCCAACAAGCUAGACAGAUGUCUUGGCGAAAUCAUGAAUUUACUGCAUACCGAUGGCACGAACGGUUGUCGUGGAAAUCUUAAAGGGAACAGUGGACGUGUUCGGAUGACA